Molecule: messenger RNA, 3556 nt
Organism: Leucoraja erinaceus (little skate)
Lineage: Eukaryota; Metazoa; Chordata; Chondrichthyes; Rajiformes; Rajidae
Gene: tm6sf2b
Product: transmembrane 6 superfamily member 2b
Exons: 10
Coding region: 238-1368 (376 amino acids)
Biological process (GO): lipid homeostasis; regulation of lipid metabolic process
Cellular component (GO): endoplasmic reticulum-Golgi intermediate compartment membrane; endoplasmic reticulum membrane
Source: RefSeq, a predicted model, not a curated record
UUAGUAGUGAGUGAUCACAGUGCUGGGCCGGGUCGGGCCGGGCCGCUCCACUCCACUCUGCAGUUUGCCAAGUCUCCGUCAUUGGCUGUGCAGGGCUUCAGGAGGCGGGGAGAAGCUGCCGGAUUCACCAGGUUGACAGCGGGACGGGCGUUGCUUUGUGCUGGGCUGAGCCACACCACACCUCCGUUGUCCCGGUCCUGUCCCAGUCUGAAUACCGGGCAGGGCGGCGAGCUGGCCAUGGGUCCAAGAGCCGGCAUCGCCGCGUUUCUCUUGUCCCUCUGCGCGGUCCCCGUCUCUCACUUCAUCAACAACCUACAUGGCGUGGACAGUCCCGAGGUGGUGUUUGCUGCUGGUGUUGCUGUUCUCCUGGGUCUUCUCCUCGUGCUGUACCUGCUGGUGGGAAGCAGUCGCCCCAAGGACCCCCUGUUUUACGUUUUUGCAGUGUUCUCGUUUACAAGUGUCAUCGAUUUAGUUAUCUCCCUGGAGCAGGAUGGCUACAUCAAAGGAUUUAUGACAUUUUACAUGAAAGAGGGGGAGCCCUAUCUCCGCAGUGCCCACGGGAUCCUGAUCUGCUACUGGGAUGGCACGGUCCAUUACGUGCUGUACCUGACCAUGAUUGGUGCAAUAACACUUGGGUGGAAUUACCGAAGUGUCGGACUCUACUGGCUGGGUUCCCUAGUGAUGAGCCUCAUCACCCUCUUACUUGGGACGUCCGUGGGUAGAUAUGGAAGUGAAAUUCGCCCGGCCUUCCUGUUGAAUAUUCCGUAUGUACUGCUCCCAAUUUGGGCUGGAAAGAAAAUUAUUGGCAGGCCCAGAUCCCUGCCGUCGGCAUCAGCUGAUCAGGUUGCCAAAGACCAGGCAAGGUGGCUGUAUCGUCGGCCUGUGGAUGUGUGCCUCAUGCUUUACCUGACGUUUGCCAUUAUGUACACGCUGCUCAGGGGCUUUGUCGCCCUCGAUUGCUCCUUGGAUUUCUGCGACACUUACAAAUACGAUCUGGAGCCUUACCUGCUGGAUCCAGUCAUGUACCCCCAGAUCCAGAUGCUGGUGAAUAUGUUCUACCUCCUGCCCUUCUUUGCCCUGGCCCUGUACGGCCUGAUUGUGCCUGGCUGUGCGUGGAUGCUUGAUCUCACCGUGGUGUUUGCUGGAGCCAUCGCUCAGGCUCAGUUUGCCCACGUGGGGGCAUCACUGCACCCGCGCACCUCCUUCACGUACCGGGUCCCCGACCACGCCCUGUCCGACUUUCUCUACGCCAACGCCAUCUUUGCCAUCGGUGCCCAGAUCCUGGCGCUACGCUGCGUUAUUCGCCCCGGGUUCUUCCACAAAGGAGUGCCCCAAAACAGCCAGGAAACGGAGAAGAAAGUUAACUAAGAGGGCGGACUGACUACAACAUUGGCUGACGGACGCUGGCGGCUGGCUCAGACCGGUGACGCCAUUACAUCGCUACAUCCACCUAGACCUACCUGAUCUCCCUGUCCCCCUCCCAUUCCCGCACAGACCUCUCUGUCCUGGGCCUCCUCCACUGUCAGAGUGAGGCCCAGCGCAACUUGGAGGAACAGCACCUCAUAUUUCGCUUGGGUAGUUUACACCCCAGCGGUAUGAACAUCGACUUCUCUAACUUCAAGUACCCCUUGUAUUCCCUCUCUCUCCAUCCUUCCUCUCCCUAUAUUGGCUAUAUUUAAGAGGGAGUUAGAUGUGGCCAUUGUGGCUAAGGGGAUCAGAGGGUAUGGAGAGAAGGCAGGUACGGGAUACUGAGUUGGAUUAUCAGCCAUGAUCAUAUUGAAUGGCGGUGCAGGCUCGAAGGGCCGAAUGGCCUACUCCUGCACCUAAUUUCUACGUUUCUAUGUUUCUAUCAUAGUUCUCCGACUGUUCCCCUGAUUAAUUCUUACCUCUGUGUGCUUCGUUGUCAACUUCUCCUAGCUAACAAUGAUCUAUUCUAUAUUCUUGUGCUUCAUCCCCUUUGAUGUCUCGUUUUCACACCUUGCACGUCCUUGUCUCUGUAUCUCCCUCUCCCCUGACUCUCAGACUGAAGAAGUUGUCUCAACCCGAAACGUCACCCAUUCCUUCCAUCCCGAGAUGCUGCCUGUCCCGCUGAGUUGCAACAUCCACCCGACUCCGUGGUCACUCCCCUCCAAUCCUCCGAGUCAGAGCUCACAGAUUGCUUUGGUUAUAUUUGUCCAUUGCCACCAGCAUUCACUGCCCACCUCCAAUUCUCCAACUGAAGACACAGGCAAGAAUCCUAUGCGUUGGUGGGUCACAUGAAGACCAGAGGCAGUAACUCAGAGAGUCAAUGCAGCAUCUUUGGAGAAAAGUGCCUAUUGCUAUUCUCCAGAGAUAGAAAAAUAGAUGCAGGAGUGGACCAUUCGGCCCUUCGAGCCAGCACCGCCAUUCAAUACGAUCAUGGCUGAUCAUCCAACAUCAGUACCCCGUUCCUGCUUUCUCCCCACAUCCCUUGAUUAUGUUAGCCCUAACAUCUAUAUCUAACUCUCUCUUGACACUGUCCAGUGAAUAGAUGCUGCCUGACCCAUCGAGUUACUCCAGCACUUUGUGUCCAUAUUCGGUGUAAACCAGCAUCUGCAGUUCCUUCGUGCAUAUUUAGGCUGGAGUGGACAAGUGUUCCUUUCCAGAAAUCUCACUCAACACAUCAGCCUAUAAAACCUCCGCACCACCGCAGUAUAGACCGCACGUUUGCCGAUGUCGUCUCGUGGUUAGAGGCACUUAAACAAGUCCUUGGCGGUUCCCCCUAGUGGACACUCAUGGUCCUGAUAAAGUCAUAAGUGAUAGGAACAGAAUUAGGCCAUUCGGCCCAUCAAGUCUUCUCCGCCAUCCAAUCAUGGCUGAUCUAUCUCUCCCUCCUAACCCCAUUCUCCUGCUUUCUCCGCAUAACCCCCGGCACGCGCACUAAUCAAAAAUCUAUCUACCUCUGCCUUAAAAAUAUCCACUGACUUGUGGCCUCCACAGCCGUCUGUGGCAAAGAAUCCCACAGAUUCACCACCCUCUGACUAAAGAAAUUCCUCCUCAUCUCCUUCCUAAAGGAACAUCCUUUAAUUCUGAGGCUGUGACCUCUGGUCCUAGACUCUCCCACUAAUGGAAACAUCCUCCCCACAUCCACAUCCUGCAACCAUUUUCAAAUUACUUUGAAGAACAGGAUCAAUCUCUUCCAAGUGCGCUGGAAAAUAUCUCGCGAUCCACGUCAUCCAAGUAAAUGAUUUGAUCUCCAUCAAUGUUGCUGUUCGUGGGAAUUUGACACACACACACUGUCCACGACAACUACUGAAUCUCAAUGACUAGAAAAAUAUUACAGUACAUAUUAAAGGAUUUAUAUAUUUUAAUUAUGAAUGGAUAUUAUAAUUGAAUUGUUAAAGGAAUUGGAUAAGUACUUCAAUGAGAAAAAAAACUAAUCGCAGGGCAAUAGAAGGGACUAACUCGAUUAUUCUUACAAACAGUUAGCCUGGAGUUGAAGUUUUCACUUUAGUGAAAUGACAAUUCUUUGAUUCUAAGAUUGCUCUAGGAAUCAAUUUGAUCUUGAUUAUAUUAUAUCAACUAUCUUUAUAUGUAC